Messenger RNA from Eriocheir sinensis (Chinese mitten crab), 7308 nucleotides. Its product is annotated as ras-related protein Rac1. Gene Ontology annotation, cellular component: cell cortex; plasma membrane; cytoplasmic vesicle. NCBI's taxonomy places the organism in Eukaryota, Metazoa, Arthropoda, Malacostraca, Decapoda, Varunidae. Gene Ontology annotation, molecular function: GTP binding; protein kinase binding; GTPase activity. Gene Ontology annotation, biological process: actin filament organization; motor neuron axon guidance; cortical cytoskeleton organization. Bases 134 to 715 code for a protein of 193 amino acids. The transcript has 5 exons. The record is from RefSeq and is a predicted model, not a curated record.
AGUUCACAGGAGCCGCGCCCCCAGUCACCCUGUAGAUCCGUGUGUAGGGGGACGCUACGCCGCGCCCUCGCCUCUGUGCCCCCUCGAACAAGUGGUCUCUGGUGGUCCUCGUCACGGCCAUUAAAGCGGGAUUAUGCAGGCCAUCAAGUGUGUGGUGGUGGGCGACGGAGCCGUGGGUAAAACAUGUCUCCUCAUCAGCUACACGACAAAUGCCUUCCCCGGAGAGUACAUCCCCACAGUAUUCGACAACUACUCCGCCAAUGUGAUGGUGGAUGGGAAGCCGAUCAACCUGGGGCUCUGGGAUACAGCGGGACAGGAGGAUUACGACCGCCUGCGUCCACUCUCCUACCCACAGACUGACGUGUUCCUCAUCUGCUUCUCCCUCGUCAACCCGGCCAGCUUUGAGAACGUCAGGGCAAAGUGGUAUCCUGAGGUACGGCACCACUGCCCCAACACGCCCAUCAUCCUCGUGGGCACCAAGCUUGAUCUGAGGGAAGACCGCGAGACUAUAGACAAACUCAAGGACAAAAAGCUCUCGCCCAUUUCGUACCCUCAGGGUCUGUCCAUGGCUAAGGAGGUUGGUGCCACCAAAUACCUCGAGUGCUCGGCCCUCACCCAGAAGGGCCUCAAGACUGUCUUCGACGAGGCCAUCCGCGCCGUGCUCUGCCCCAUCAAGCCGCCCGGCAGGGGGAAGCGCAGGUGUAGAAUCUUGUAAGGGCAUCAGCCACUACCCGCAAGAGGUCUUCAUUAAGCUCCCAAGACCGAGAAGUUACUAUUGGUCAAAUUUCCAAGGCCUGAGUUGCCUCUGAUCUAUCUACACAAUCUCCCUGAGGCCUCCAGUAAACAGUCCUGCUCUCGGCCUCUGUGUCUGUCUGGCGUGUUUUGCUCUUGGAGUGCCAGAAGAAAGUCCUUUAUCCAUAUUUUUUUUCUUUUGUUUUUCUUAUGUCUGUUCCAUUCUGAUGUAACUUAUGUUGUGGCUUUAAGAUUUUUUUAGUUUUUUUACGUUGACCAUAAAUUUUUUGCAAUUCCUCAGAAUCAAAGGGAGACUGAUGGUGUUUUCUGUGUGUGUCUGUGUGUGAGUGUGUGUGUGAGAGAGAGAAAAAGUACUGUACUCUGCAUUUGUUUAAGUGCAUACAAGGAAAUUCAGUGCCCCUAUAAGAACAGAAGUAACAUCAACAACAUUAACAGUAUAUCUUCCAACAGGGACAAACUUCUAAAACAUUGCACAUAUCCAUGAAAAAUUUAAAUAGAACUCAGGAUAGUUUUGUUCUACUUUCCCUGCACAUCAUCAAGGGAGAUUUCCUCUUCUUUAGAUAUUUAGAUAGAUUUUUUGUCAAGCUUGGGUCAAGAAGGUUUUUUGUACAUACCUGCUUUAGUUGCACAAGCACAGGAAGGCUGGAUGACUGACUGGCAGGCUGAAUGGUUGAAGAUGUAUGCGUGUUGGUAGUGUAUUCAUCGUGUGUGUGUGUGUGUGUGUGUGUGUGUGUAAGAAUGAACAAGAGCGAGAGGGAGUGCAGAAGCAUAUGCAACCACUACUUUGCUCUGUGUUGUGACUGCCACACAGAAUCACGUAUUAUUCGCAUUCAUGGCAUUUAGCGCAUAUCUAUUCACACCCACAUAUGUACCAGCAUUUAGGUUCUUAGUACAGCCAAGUAGUUUACUCCAAGUCUUAGCACGGGUGAGGUAUAUUGCAAAAUUUCCGUAGUGAUGAAAAAUGUAUACUGUGUGUUCCUCUUCAUCCCAGAGAGUGAGUAAGAGAGAGAGAGAGAAUUUGUGCCUUGGUGAGUUGCUUUCUAAAGGAGCAUAGCCAGUUUUUCCUUUUUUGUACAGUGUGUGGGAGAGAACAUUUUUGGUGAUCGAAGGGUGAUUCGAGAACAUUUUGUGGUGAGAAUGAUGAACUGGCAACAUUUAGGUCGAAGACUUUGAUUCGAGAACGUCUUAGGUGAAUGGGGGAUGAAUGAGAACAUUUUUUGCAAGAUAGGGAUGAAUAGAGAACAUAAUUGGUGAGCGAACCAUGAACAGAGAACAUCUUGUAAAUGCAGGAUGAACUGAUAACAUUUUGGGGUGAGUGCAACAUGAAACCAGAAAAUAUUUGUCCUUGUGUGUGUGGAUGUGUGUAUGUGUGUGUGUGUGUGUGUGUGUGCUUUUUGAGUAGCCAGAGAACAUCUUAAAAGGCUGCUGGUGGUGGUGGAGGAAAAAAAAAACGGUGAAGCCAACAUAUCUAUGGAAUUAACAUGGUGGUGGAGUAGUGGUUUAAUUUGUGUGGAAGUGAGUGUGUGUAAGAAAAUGGGAUGGUGGUGGUUCGAGCCUGCAAGCGAGAAGUGGGUAAUGGAUAUUUGUGUGUCUGUGUGCGUGUGUCUGUGGAUGCCGGAGAAAUACAGAGAGGAGUGUUAAUGGUUUGCGCUAAAAGAAAAGGAAUGGAAUAGUGGUUUUGUGUGUGUGUAUGUGUGUAUGUGUAAGUGGAUGGAUAUGUGUGUACAGCAGGAAUUUGGAGAACUGUGGUGGUGUGAGUCAUCCAAGGAGAAAUAAAAGAGGAGCUAGAGAAGGAGUUAAGGUUUAAGGUAGUGGUUUUGUGUAUGUGUGUGUGUGUGUGUGUGUGUGUGUGGGUGGAUGUUGCAUGAGGAAGAAGAAUUUGGAGAGCAAUGUCGGUGUGCAUUUGAGGAAAGGGAAAGAGGCGCUAGAGAAUUAGUGCAAGUUUAAGCUUUUAUCCCUCUCCUAACAAGGCAGGGGAUGGACAAAUUUAUUUUCUUAGGUGUGUCAGGUAACAGAUAGCGACAUUUUCCUGUGUGAGGGGGAGUAACCUAAGGAGGAGCAUGUACAGUGUAUGUUGACUGUUGUGCACUAACACGGAAAAAUACAAGUGCUUGAAAAAUGAUGUAAAAACGAUAAAAAAAUAUGUGGAAAAGGGCGAUUGCUGCUAAUGUCUGUGAUUAUGAUCAGUAUGGUAAAUGUCUUUAACUCUAAUCCCUAAUCAUCCCCCCAAUCCUUUCAGACAUGUCACAGUAGCUUAUGCACAAAACUUCUACGUAUGUACUAAUGACAAGUGAUUGGGUAGUAGUGUUGUUUGUAGCUGUAUUCAGGUAUUCCAGACUCCUCACAGCCAGUUGGUCUGCUGCUGCUGCUGCUAACAUAAUCCACUCAUUUGAGAACCCUGUUUUUCCUAGUGUUUCGGUGGAGACAGCCAGACAGCAAACAGGUCUAGGAUUCAGAAACCAAGAAAACUGAGAAACAUUUCGUGGUCAUAUAUUUGAGCCCUUGAGAAUUGCAAAGCUGCGAUCACUAAUGUCGACUGAUCUUUUGGUCCUUUGAGUUGUCAUAUACUGCAGUUUUGAACCCUGUUGGAUAAUCAUAGCACUUCAAAUCACACCUUUACAAAACAAAGGGCUCUUGGGUGAAUCUGAUGCUGGCUAAAUCACUUGUUUGGCUCUGUUGGCACAUGACGUUUUUGAGACGGCUCCUGUAACAUCGGACAUCAGGAGAGAGAGAAUGAGAUAUAUUAGAAGAGUGCUCCUGUAACAUUAUCGGAUAUCAGGAGAGAGAGAGAAUGAGAUAUAUUAGAAGAGAGAAGAUAAAUUGCAAGCUUUGUGAUGUGUUGAAGAAGCUGAAACAACUCUUCCAAUUAGUUAGUGAAGAUGCCCAGGGAGUGUAAAAACAGAGAUAGGGAGAGACUACAUAGAUUAAGAGAGAGAGAGAGAGAGGGAAUAACUUGUGAUUUUUGUAAUGUGUCGGAGUGAAGCCAGAUCAACGCUUCCAAUUAACUAGUGAAGAUGCCAAUGGAGGAGGGAAAAAAAAUUGCCGUUGUUGAGAUGUUCAUUUUCGGUGUCUUGUGCUGCGCCUCUGAAGCCUGAUAUUUGAGGGGGCCAGGCAUUGCUUGGUGUGCUGCCCCCGGGAGGUGUGGUGCGAGGGGGGGCGGGCACCUUUGGGGUUAAGGAUAAGUAGGAUACAUUUUUUCCAUAUAAUCCAUGACUCAUUAAAAGAUAUCAUUACUACCAAGAAAGCCAAUGUAGCGUAGCAUUUGUGCUCAGAUAGAUUUUUGGUAAUAACAUUGCUCUUCUGCUCCAAUCCUACCGAACGUUCAUUAUUAUUCCCACUGCAGCGGCCAGGGUUUGUUUGUCAGUUUGUGCACGCUACUCCAGUUUGAGAAGUGGAGGAGUGGAUCAAUGUGUGUGUGUGUGUGUGUGUGUGUGUGUGUGUGUGUGUGUGUGUGUGUGUGAGGAUGUAAAAGUAUGGAGAGUAGUGGUUGUGGUUUGUGCUUUAAGGAAAAUGAAUGUAUUUGUGGUUUUGUGUUUGUAUGUGUGGAAAAAAUGACCUCUGAAUAUUGAGCCAAAAUUGAAUAUAGGAGGAAUACUCAACUUACCCAUGUUAUUAGCUGUUCCCCUUUAUGAUAGGACUGAUUGAAUAAUAAGUUUAGGCCUCUAGAGAAGUAUUAGUAUCAGUUGUGGUAGCACCAGAAGCAACCCUCAAAGAAGUAUAGUAUCAACAGAAAAGUUCUCUCCUAAACUUGUCUUAAAAAAAAGUUGACUCAAAUCUUGUGUUGAAAACCAAUCAUCCCCCUAAACUUGUUUGAAAGAAGUCAUAAAAUUAGACUUUUGCAUAGGUUUGUUCAGUAGAUUUUCUAUUUUUAUUGAUUUAACAUUUCAGUUUUAUAUAUAUACUCAAUAUUCCACUUUUUUUUGUGUGUGUGUGUGGUGAGGAGUAACUGAGUGUGUGUGUGUGUGAGUGUGUGUGUGUGUGUGUGUGUGUGUGUGUGUGUGUGUGUGUGUGUGUGGUGAGUAUUAACUGAGUGUGUGUGUGUGUGUGUGUGUGUGUGAGUGGGCCGUGUGAGCACUAAAUGGAGUGGUGUGCAUGACCUGGCAGGUAUUCCCUACAUUUGCUGUCAGUACUUCAAUAUCUUCUUGAGCCUCUUCUUCAUUACAUCCAAAAGAAAUGUUUAUUAUUAUUCAUGAAAGAGAAUCAUUGCAUGUUCUAUUGUUGUUGUUUUUUUAUUAAGUUGCUUAACAGUAAGUGUUGAUGGUGAAAAAUAAAAUAUCGCUUGUACAUAAAGUUUUAUAUCUGCCGCUGCGGUCAUGCUGGAUCACGUAAGAUAAUGUCAAAGAUAAAUCGCUUUUACUAUAAAAUUAAAAUAUUUUUUGAGUGCAUCUCGUGGUGUGUGUGUGCUGGUAUGUAUAUGUACAAGUAUAACAUUUGUCAAGGUAUUUGUCACAUAUAGAUACUGGACACUGUCGUAUUACAACCUGUAAAGUGUAAGUUUUCUUUUUCAUUAUGUUCAUGAGACCCCAUAGCUUUGGGGCCAGAGUGAUUUGUGCUGCAGGAAGCAGAGGGUGUGAGCUGCAGCAAACAGCAGUGCAGACAAAAGAUCCUCAGCUGCUGACACUGACCAGGUCAGAAAAGAAACAGAUGGCCCAGAAUUGUGAAAUUCCUUCUUCCAUGUUUCUGUGAAUACACAUGAAAUGUAAUGCCUUCAACAUGUCUUUUGACAGUACAUGCUGAAAACAAAGUAUAUACUUAUUUGAUCUGAAGUGAAAAACUAAGAACUGUCAAACACCAUCCUUGCUCCCCUGAGUAAGGUUAGUGUUAUGCCUUCAAUAUGUCUCUUUAAACCAGUACAUGCUGAGAAAAAAAAGCUGACCUCUUUGAUCUGAAAUGGAAGGCUGAGAAUUGUCAAACAUCUUCCAUAUUUCUGCAAUUAAGGAUUAAGUGUUAUGGCUUCAGAAUAUCAUCUUUUAUUGGACAACGAGGGAGAAGUAUGCUCACAUCUUUGAUCCUAGAUGGAAAGCUUAACAAUUAUCACAUAUCUCACCUCUGUUUUGCUGGGAAAGGCAAGAGUGUCAGGCCUUUAAUAUAUGUUUUGAUGUGUACAGUCUUUAGAAAAAAGUUUAACAGGAGGCAGAGAAAUACUAAACACCUUUUUCUUUUUCUCUACAUUAUCUUUUUCAUUUUUCUCCUCAUUCUUGUAUCUACUUCUACUGCUAUUCAUACUUCUACUGCCACAAUUUCUUCUUCCAUGGUUCCUUAAGAAAGACUAAAGUUUAUAAUCCAUUCAGUAUUUAAUUCUCAGUUCAGUCUUGCCAAAAAGAAAAACAGGAAGCCAAAAUUUGUUCCCCAUUUCCCUUCCCAUAACUCCUUAAAUUCAAUGCUUUUACCUUCCUUCCUUUCCCCUUUCUUUCCUGCUUGUGAGGGUGGUGAUGGUGGUGAUCAUCAGGUUAUUUUGGUGCUGGUCUUUUUAUAUUGUGUGGCUCAGGUGGGGAUCCUUGAACCUGCUCUAACCUUUAAAACCUCUUCUUGCACUCAGACCUCUUCUCUAUUCUAUAUCAUUUAAGCUACUGUUUCACCUCCCACUUCACCGCCACUUCUCACUCCACUUCUUUUUUACUCUUAGCUGCUUCUCUUUACAUUCCUGUCACUCCUCACCUCACCUUCUCUUGCCCUUACUCAUCACCUCCCUUCUUUUCAAUCUGCACCUCCUUCCUUUCACACCAGCCUUUUUUGCCACACACACUAAUGCACUGAGCCCUGUUCCUCUUAUUCGCUCUGCCUCCUGUGGGUUGUGUCACCUCAUGAGAGUAUUUAAGUGUACAGAAAGUUCCAUCCAUUUACCAUUGUCUUUGCUAACCAACUGUAUUGGCAUUGGCAGGGAAUGAAGUUAAAUGUGUGAGUGCUACUAGGAAUUGCUGUCCAGUAUGCUACUUACUUACUGAUGUGAGGGUAAAAUGUCUCCUGCAAAACCCAACAAGAGGGAGAGAGAGAGGGGUGUGCUUUGCUGUAUAAGAAGUUGAACAGCCUGAUGGAUAUAAAAUUGAUGUUAUAAUAUGUACUAUCUUUUGAGAAGAUAAAAGAAACAAGAAGUAUAAGAAUGAAAAGUUGCACAAUCCACAGGGAAAAUUUAUAUACGUACUAUGUUUAAGAAAGAGGACAAGAAGCUGCACAGCCUGAGAGAAAGUAUGAAUACAAUAUGCACUGUCCAGCAAAGACAAGAAAACCAAUUUGAAGGCUUACGUCUGAAGGGGCACAAAUCCAACCCUGACCUUUUUGGAGACCAUUCGUAGCGCCAUGUUCCAGCCCGGCCCGGCGCGGCGCGGGGCGGGGCGCUGCGUUGUCAUGCCCCCGGUCUUGCCCCUUCUGCCCCGCCCGUUCCGCCCCGCCCCGCCACCAGCCCCGCCAACAAGACAUCAUCAUCAUCGCUCGUAGCCUAUAAUAAUUGUGCACAAAGUUCAUUCAGUGAUUACCAUGUUCAAGUUUGUAAAGUGUUUUUACAUUUGUAAAUAGGGAUGUCAAAGUGAUGAAUAAUAAAGCUGUAUAAUUAUUUUA